Molecule: messenger RNA, 1391 nt
Organism: Suillus subaureus
Lineage: Eukaryota; Fungi; Basidiomycota; Agaricomycetes; Boletales; Suillaceae
Exons: 5
Source: RefSeq, a predicted model, not a curated record
AUCGUGUCACAAAGAACGGGGAGACACUCCGACGACACGGAGAAUCUGCUAAGAGGUGGCGGAUCCUCAAGGAGCGAAUGGCCAAGACGGAGAAAGAGAUGGAAGUCGUCCGAAAGAUCCUCACGGGUGGUGAUGUAACUCGAAGCGAAACAAGUUCCACAGCAAAUGGGUCGUGCACCGAGCCGAGCAACAAGUUCUACGAGCACUCUUUCGCGGAGCAUAUCACCACUGAGGAAAUUUGCAAGGAAGAUCGCCGGUCAUGUACGGUCGCCUCCGGUCCCCGUCACUCCCUUGCCUGUAUCACGAGAAUUGUCUUCGGUGUCAAGAGACUCUUCACAAUCACAGGCUCAACAAAGGUAGAGGGACCGGAUCUUGCGGCGACCAUCAAGCCCACUCCUCCAAGGCGGCCAAACGCAAAGUCUGUCCUCACCCCAGAAUAUGCCCCUCUCGUGCCGAGCACGCCUUCACGAAGGAGCCUCAGCCGCAGUUCAAAUGCGUCUUCACGGCCUUGGUCUCCUGUAACUUCAUCUGCAUCCACAAACCCUUCUAUACCUCCUCUUCCACCUCUACGUCCACCAUCACGAGCUCAAACGCCCAGCCUUGGGACGACACCACGCCCACGGCCCAAGACCCCGAGUCAAAUUCCAGCCCCUGCGUUACACUGGCGCCCCGUAUCUAUGCGGCAGCCUGAUACUGACGACGAAGAAGAGCUCACAACUCUUAUGCAGCGUGCAUUUUCCCCUCCGCAUACCAAUACAUCUCCCAGCACUUUCCGUUCACAUACCCAGAGCGGCGUACGCAUACCCCCACCACGCCCUCCAAGCCGGUCACAGAUACCCCUUCCCAGCGUGCACGUCUCCUCCGAGUCGCGUCCCUCAUCAACGAUGUCCUUCUACCGCCCCCAAAGCCCGCUCACCCCAGGAUCUCUCCUCAGGGCACAGACGCCCGAUUCGCAAUUGAAAGCAAAAGCUCAACAGGUCCCGUUUUACGGGGGCGCAGGAAACAGCGGGAUACGUGCAUCUGCACGGCAGACUGUCGCGGGGAAGCUCCCUCCUUCGUCGUUCCGCGAUUCGUCGACGACUCGGACGCCCAACUCGCGUCCGGGGUCGCGGUCAGGGUCGUACACACCCAUGGAGCGCGACCCGUUGCACUCGUAUGUCCCCGCAAGUGACAAGGACCCACUUGACAUGGAGGUGGCGGCGAUCGUGAAUGCGAUUCCGCACGGGCUGCUGGUUGAGCGUGUAGAUCCCCCGCUCAAGUUUGAGCCGGAAAGUGGUAACUUGCAAGCUGACGACGCUGACGCGCUCUGGGGCAAGGGGGGGCGGGAUGUCGAAGAAGGUUGCUGGCAAGAUUUGCAGCUCUACAUGCUCAACCGUCAGGCAGGCAUGUAG